UCGCUUCGAGCAAAAAUGAUCGAAACAUUUCUGAUAUAUCACGCAGAGAUCGGUCAGUUCAUUUCAAAACUUCAUCCAGAGACCUAUACGUACAUUCGACAAAUUUGAAUAAUGCUAAAUGACUAUUUCCAAUUUUUCGCGCUUUUCUUCAUAAUAUUCUGGCAAGAACAUGAAGCGGUAAAAGAUAUCAAUCAAAUUUUUUUAUCCGAGGACUUGGUGCCAAAAUUUAUCCCACAUGCGCCUAAAGAAUACUGUACGGUGAUAUUUCAACCGAACGUAAUUAUUUCGACGGGCGAACAUUAUCGCCAAUAUCAAACGUUGAAUGAACCCGAAGUUCGCUGGAAUGCAUCGGAUGACAAAUUUUAUACAUUGUACCUGGCAGGGGUAAGCAAUAUCGAUUUCGUAUAUCCGGAUCAAGUAUUCGUUUGCGAACCAAAUCGUUUUCCUAGAGGAGAAUGGAUUCAAUGGAUUGUAACCGAUAUUCCAGGAGAGAAAAUUUCCAAGGGGAAAAUUCUAUAUCCGUUUGCGAAUUUCUCAAAUCCAUCGGAUAUAGUGAGACAAGCUUACGUAUUCCUAGUUUUUGAACAUGUACAAAAACCCAUGCUUGAAAUCAAAAAUGAAAAACAGAAGCAGCAAAGAUUCACCUAUGCGCAUUUGGAGCAUGACUUUACACCAGUACGUCACUUCAUGAAAAAAUUGAAAAAUGCUACUUUAUUGGCUGGAAACUUCUUUUAUCUAAUUUUGGAUCCUAUAUCUUCAACUCGCGUUCCUCAAGAAAAAACUACCAUCACUUCAUAAAUGAUCGAGGAUUAUUCAAAUCACUCGAUUCGUUAAAAUGAAUACGUACGAGUAUGCACUAACGACUAACGAGUUUGUUCAAAUUUCAAACAACUGCGGGAAAAAACACGAACAAUCGAAUCAAAAAAAAUAUAGGCAUUUUAACAUUUUA
Messenger RNA from Planococcus citri (citrus mealybug), 949 nucleotides. RefSeq names its product putative odorant-binding protein A5. The record is from RefSeq and is a predicted model, not a curated record. The coding region runs from base 112 to 798 and encodes 228 amino acids. The transcript is spliced from 7 exons. NCBI's taxonomy places the organism in Eukaryota, Metazoa, Arthropoda, Insecta, Hemiptera, Pseudococcidae.